Messenger RNA from Acanthoscelides obtectus, 228 nucleotides. Lineage: Eukaryota; Metazoa; Arthropoda; Insecta; Coleoptera; Chrysomelidae. The record is from the annotation of a GenBank genome assembly.
AUGCAUCUAAAAAUGGAACUCAACCGAGAACAUUUUUGCGCCAUAAUUUAUUACAACUUUCAGAGACAAUUAUCGCAACAAGAAUGCCUUGCUGAGCUACUGUCUGUUUUCGGCAACGGAGCGCCACAUCAGUCGACAAUUUACCGUUGGUAUGGAGAAUUUAAACGUGGACGGGUGAGUCUUAGCGACGAUCCCAGGGUGGGUGCACCAUUGAAGAUAGACAUGUGA